Messenger RNA from Gavialis gangeticus (Gharial), 5106 nucleotides. It is a transcript of the gene ZMYM3, whose product is annotated as zinc finger MYM-type containing 3. The coding region runs from base 78 to 4394 and encodes 1438 amino acids. The transcript has 24 exons. Gene Ontology annotation, molecular function: zinc ion binding. The record is from RefSeq and is a predicted model, not a curated record. Lineage: Eukaryota; Metazoa; Chordata; Crocodylia; Gavialidae.
GAAGAGAGGUGUGUGAUGCUGUAUUUCUCACUCGCUGACAAAUCUUUCUUGUUCCCAGUUGUCACCUGUUGUUCUCAAUGGAUUCCAGUGAGUUUCCUGGCUCUUUGGACCCCCUUUCUCUGCCAGAUAAGCCACUUAUUGGCGAUCUCCCUGCUGACAUGGAGUUUGGGGAGGAUCUCCUGGCCUCCCAGACUGCUGCUUCUACCCAGCCAGUCUCAGCCCUGCAGCCCCCUGAGAUGGAGUGGGAACAGUCCAAGCCAGUGACUUCAGAGAGGGACUUGGAUCUUCUGGUGAAAUCAGACAGUCUGGCCGACCUAAGCAAACCAAACAGCCUUGAUCUAGAUCAGCCCAGUGUCCUGGAUGUGCUGGAGAAACCUGGGGUUUUGGAUGACCUGGACAAAGCUGCUGACUUGAUGGGUUUAAACAAGUCUGAGGACCUGGAGGGGCUGUACAAGGCCCAUUCAUCCCAGGACACGGCCAGCGAGCCUGGGGGCUCCUCUGCAUUGGCUCAAGCAGACCUGGCUGCAGAGACAUGGAAGGAAGAGGAUGGGGAGCCCAAAACAGACCCUGGGGACUUGGAGGAGGACAGUGCCACACCUGCUCCUGUGCUGAGCGAUGGUGGUGCCCCAGAGUCGCCCCACGCGCCUGCUCCUGACCCCGGGGAGCAGAGCAGCACUCCCCCUGCAGAGGAAAGCACCACCCAACCCUCGGCUCUGCCGGCAGUUCCACUGCAGCCAGGCCUGAAGCAGGUAAAGAAGACCAGAUUGAAGGCCCCAAAGAAAAGCUCCACCAUACAGAAGGAAGGGCCAGCAGCAGAAGAGGGAAUGGACCAGAGCCCAGAUAGUAAUGUGCCAGCCCUGCCCCCGGACCACGUUGGCGAUGGCCAGGGGGAAGAAGGCAGCGAGGGUGGCAAACCCUCGCUGCAGCAGGAGAGUGGCACACCAACAGCCCAGGAUGCCACACAGCAGCCAGCAGCAGGAGAUGGCCUGACCGGGAAGGGGAGCGAGCAGCCAACUGAGAAGGAGCAGAAGAGAAGUGAACGAGCCAGGAGGUCGGAGGCAGCGAGGCCUGAAACUGUGAACUCCUCUGAAAGCAUUCCAGUGUCCGACGAGGACUCGGACGCAAUGGUAGAUGAUCCCAAUGACGAGGACUUUGUUCCAUUCCGCACGCGGCGCUCGACCCGCAUGUCCCUGCGCACGCAGAUGGCCCAGCGCGCCGCCCGCUCCACCGUCACUAAGAUGACCUGUGCCCACUGCCGCACCCCACUGCAGAAGGGGCAGACAGCAUACCAGCGCAAGGGGCUCCCUCAGCUCUUCUGCUCCAGCUCCUGCCUCACCACUUUCUCCAAGAAACCUCCUGGCAAGAAGAUCUGCACCUUCUGCAAAAAGGAGAUCUGGAACACCAAGGACUCUGUUGUGGCCCAGAUCGGCUCAGGCGGCUCUUUCCACGAGUUCUGCACCUCGGCUUGCCUCUCUCUGUACGAGGCCCAGCAGCAGAGGCCGGCACCUCAGCCUGCAGAAGCCUCCGACACCAGCCGCUGCAGCGUGUGUCACAAGCCUGGUGAGAUCCAGCACGAGGUCAGCAACGGGAACGUGAUUCACCGCAUCUGCAGCGACGCCUGCUUCACCAAGUUCCGAGCCACCAAGGGGCUGAAGACCAAUUGCUGUGACAACUGUGGGCUCUACAUCUACAACAAGGGGCUGCCGCUCGAGUACCUCUUCCAUGAAGGUCAGCAGAAGCGCUUCUGCAACUCGGCUUGUCUCAACAGCUACAAGAAGAAGAACACCCGCGUGUACCCUUGCAUGUGGUGCAAGACGCUGUGCAAGAACUUUGACAUGCUGCCCAACGUGGACCGGUCGGGGCGCACAGGCCUCUUCUGCUCCAUCUGCUGUACCACGUCCCACAAAGUGAAGCAGUCAGGCCUUGUUGGUCCCCCUAGACCCUGCAGCUUCUGCAGAAAGAGCCUGUCCGAGCCCUGCUAUUACAACAAGACAGACCAGGUCGUGUACCAGUUCUGCAGCCCCAGCUGCUGGACCAAAUUUCAGCACACCAGCCCGGAAGGGGGCAUUCACCUGAGUUGUCAUUACUGCCACAACCUCUUCAGUGGGAAGCCAGAAAUCCUUGACUGGCAGGAUAAGGUGUAUCAGUUCUGCUGCAGGGACUGCUGCGAGGACUUCAAGCGGCUGCGGGGCGUGGUGUCCCAGUGCGAGCACUGCAAGCAGGAGAAGCUGCUGCAUGAGAAGAUCCGUUUCUCUGGCGUGGAGAAGAACUUCUGCAGCGAAGGGUGUGUGCUUCUUUACAAACAGGAUUUCACCAAGAACCUGGGCCUGUGUUGCAUCACCUGCACCUACUGUUCCCAGACCUGCCAGCGGGCAGUCACCGAGCAGCUGGAAGGCAGCACAUGGGACUUCUGCAGUGAAGACUGCAAAAGCAAAUACUUACUGUGGUACUUCAAGGCAGCUCGGUGCCACGCCUGCAAGCGUCAGGGGAAGCUACUGGAAACCAUCCACUGGCGGGGGCAAAUCAAACACUUCUGCAACCAGCAGUGUCUGCUGCGCUUUUACAAUCAACAGAACCAGCCUAACCUGGACACGCAGAAGGGGCCCGAGAGCCUGCUGAACAGUCAGACCCCAGAGCCAAAGCCACCUGCCUCUUCGCAGCAGAAAGCAGAGACAAACACGGUGCCUGCAAAAGCCUUGUCCGCCCAGGUGUCUGCUCCCCCACCACCUCCGCCACCAGUUCCGGCCACGCCUCGGAAGAACAAAGCUGCCAUGUGCAAGCCCCUGAUGCAGAACCGUGGUGUGUCCUGCAAGAUCGAAAUGAAAUCCAAGGGGUGUCAGACGGAGGCAGAUUGGAAGCCCCAGGUGAUUGUGCUGCCGGUCCCAGUCCCGAUCUUUGUGCCUGUGCCUAUGCAUAUGUACUGCCAGAAAGUACCCGUGCCUUUCUCCAUGCCUGUCCCGGUGCCUGUGCCAAUGUUCCUGCCCACCACGCUGGAGAGCACGGAUAAGAUUGUGGAGACCAUUGAGGAGCUGAAGGUGAAGAUCCCAUCCAACCCCCUGGAGGCUGACAUCCUGGCCAUGGCAGAGAUGAUCGCAGAGGCGGAGGAGCUGGAUAAGGCCUCCUCGGACCUGUGUGACCUGGUAAGUAACCAGAGUGCCGAGGGCCUGCUGGAAGACUGCGACCUCUUUGGGCCAGCGAGGGACGACGUGCUGGCCAUGGCUGUUAAGAUGGCGAACGUGCUGGAUGAGCCUGGCCAGGAUCUGGAGGCUGACUUCCCGAAGAACCCCCUGGACAUCAACCCCAGCGUGGACUUCCUCUUUGACUGCGGCCUGGUGGGACCAGACGACGUGUCCACGGACCAGGACCUGCCACGCGCUGUCCGGAAGGGUCAGAAGCGCCUGGUGCUGUCCGAAAGUUGCUCCCGGGACUCCAUGAGCAGCCAGCCCGGCUGCACGGCACUGAACUACUCGUAUGGCGUCAACGCCUGGAAGUACUGGGUGCAGGCCAAGUACGCAGGUGGCGAGACCAGCAAGGCGGAGGAGCUGCGCUUUGGGCCCAAGCCCAUGCGCAUCAAGGAGGACAUCCUGGCCUGCACGGCAGCUGAGCUCAACUACGGCCUCGCUCAGUUUGUCAAGGAGAUAACGCGGCCCAACGGUGAGCGCUACGAGCCGGACAGCAUCUACUACCUCUGCCUGGGCAUCCAGCAGUACCUGCUGGAGAACAACCGCAUGGUGAACAUCUUUACAGACCUCUACUACCUGACCUUUGUGCAGGAGCUGAACAAGUCCCUGAGCGGCUGGCAGCCUACGAUCCUGCCCAACAACACGGUGUUCUCGCGCGUGGAGGAGGAGCACCUAUGGGAGUGCAAGCAGCUGGGCGUGUACUCGCCCUUCGUGCUGCUCAACACCCUCAUGUUCUUCAACACCAAGUUCUUUGGGCUGCAGACAGCAGACGAGCACAUGCAGCUCUCCUUCACCAAUGUGGUGCGCCAGGCCCGUAAGUGCACCACGCCGCGAGGCACCACCAAGGUCAUCAGCAUCCGCUACUUUGCCCCUGCCAAGCAGAAGAAAGGCCGAGGUGGAGGCCUGGGGAAGCGAAAGCGCGAGGAGGAGAUGCCCAUCCUGGAGCAGCGCGAGAACCGGAUGAACCCCCUCCGCUGUCCCGUCAAGUUCUACGAAUUCUAUCUCUCCAAAUGUCCCGAGAGCCUGCGGAACCGGAGCGACGUGUUCUACCUGCAGCCAGAGCGGUCGUGCAUCGCGGAGUCGCCACUCUGGUACUCGGUCAUCCCCAUGGACCGGAGCAUGUUGGAGAGCAUGCUGAACCGCCUCCUGGCUGUGCGCGAGAUCUACGAGGAGCACAGCCGGGCCGGCGGCUUGGACGACGACAUGGACUGAGCCCAGCCCACGGUGCUCUGUGCGGGGAAGCCACGUCCCCCUGGCUCUUGCCGCCCACCCCCCCGUGGGGAUGUGAGUGGGGUGGCCUGGCAUUGGGCUGGUGCUGCUCCCUGCCUCAGAGACCAGGGCGCUGUCCUGCUUAUCUGUAUCAGACUGAGACAUCCCUGCCUCAUGCUAGUGCCGAGGCCCCAGUGGGCCCUAGCAUCCAAGCCCUACCUGCACGCUGCCUCCCAGCCUGGGCCUGGCUGCAGCAGGGUCCUGCCCUGCCCCUUCCUGUCUUCCCAGUGGCUGCAGGCCCAGGGGAGCCAAGAGCCCGAAGGACAUGCUGCUGACAACCCUGCCUUGGCACCACCCCCGUUGACCGUGCCAGGGCUGCGGCAGGCAGCUCCACGCGGCUGUUCCCAACCUGGCUCCCUUCCUCCGUACCCCCCAAUGUGUCAUGUGGCUGCCACGAUGGAGAGGCCAAGGCCAGCCGAGGGGUGGGAGGCUGGGCUGGGCCCAGCAGCCUCUGCUGGAGGCUCUCGGCCCCUGGGCUGCUCGCUGCCUGAGUGGCAAGCUCCCAGCUGGGGACAAGAGCCCUGCCCCAAAUGUGGGGCCCAGGGAUGGGCUCUGCAGGGUGAGGCUGGCCUGGUUCUGCUGGACAGGAGAGGGGUUUGACCCAGAGCCUGGGGCAGCCCAGCCAGGGGUGAAGGGAGCAGGGGCCGCUCUGGUG